This is a messenger RNA of Thalassophryne amazonica, 2407 nucleotides long. It is a transcript of the gene abi1a, whose product is annotated as abl-interactor 1a. Lineage: Eukaryota; Metazoa; Chordata; Actinopteri; Batrachoidiformes; Batrachoididae. The record is from RefSeq and is a predicted model, not a curated record. Gene Ontology annotation, cellular component: intracellular anatomical structure; lamellipodium. Gene Ontology annotation, molecular function: SH3 domain binding. The coding region runs from base 165 to 1655 and encodes 496 amino acids. The transcript has 12 exons.
CAGCCAGAGCUGGUGGCUGUUUCAAAGGGAACGCAGCCUCUGCGGAGACAUGUAGAUUGGCAGAGCUACAAAUGUUGUUAGAGAAGAGAUUCCGGCCGGUAAAAGAGCGCUUGUGGAGAGUUACCAAAACCUGACCAGAGUAGCGGACUACUGCGAAAACAAUUAUGUUCCAGGCCCAGGAUAAGAGGAAAGCUCUGGAGGAGACCAAAGCCUACACCACCCAGUCCCUGGCCAGCGUGGCCUACCAGAUCAAUGCCUUAGCCAACAAUGUACUGCAGCUGCUGGACAUCCAGGCCUCACAGCUGCGGCGCAUGGAGUCCUCCAUCAACCACAUCUCCCAGACUGUGGACAUCCACAAAGAGAAGGUGGCCAGGCGAGAGAUUGGGAUCCUUACCACCAACAAGAACACGUCCAGGACUCAUAAGAUCAUAGCGCCGGCUAACCUAGAGCGUCCGGUCAGGUACAUCAGGAAGCCUAUUGACUACACCGUAUUGGAUGAUGUUGGCCAUGGUGUUAAGUGGCUAAAAGCUAAGCAACAUGGAAACAAUCAGUCAAUCAGAGGAGGAACACUAUCGAGGACCAAUCCGCCGACGCAGAAGCCACCGAGUCCUCCCAUGUCGGGGCGCGGCACGCUUGGGCGCAAUGCGUCGUACAAGACCCUGGAGCCAGUGAAACCACCCACAGUACCCAACGAUUACAUGACGAGCCCCGCCCGGCUCGGCAGCCAGCACAGCCCGGGACGUACCGCGUCCCUCAACCAGAGGCAACGUACGCACAGUGGAAGCAGCGCUGGUAGCGGCAGCAGGGAAAACAGUGGCAGCAGUGGUAUUGGCAUUCCCAUCGCCGUGCCUACACCUUCCAUACCAAACUCUGGUCCAGUCCCACUUAUGUCCGCUCCGCUGGGGGCCCCUCCACCUCCUCCCCCACCUCCUCUACCUCCACCUGCUCCUUCUCUGGCCGGGCUCGGCCCCCCACUGCCACCACUUAUAGCGGUGGCCCCUGGACCUGGUCUAGGCCCCGCUCCAGUGUCCCAGUUUGGAACCAUGUCGCGGCAGAUUUCACGGCACAACCCUUCCAACUCAUCUGUCUCUAUGGUUUCGGCCACGGGCACCUACCGCCGGGCGCCUUCUGUCAGUUCCCAGUUCUCCUUGCAGCAGCAGCAGCCUCAUAUUAACGGAGGCACUCCUGGUUACAGCCAGAACUCAAUGUCUGUUGCUCCUCCUCCUCCUCCCAUGCCCCAGCUGACUCCACAGAUCCCUCUGACUGGCUUUGUGGCCAGGAUGCAGGAGAGCAUUGCAGAUACUCCGACUCCACCUCCCCCUCCGCCUCCGGAUGACAUGCCCAUGUUUGAUGACAGUCCUCCCCCUCCGCCACCUCCCCCAGUGGAUUAUGAAGAGGAGGAUGCCGCUGUUGUGCACUAUAGUGACCCUUAUGCCGAUGGAGACCCGCAGUGGGCACCCAAGAACUACAUUGAAAAAGUGGUUGCCAUCUACGACUACACCAAGGACAAAGACGACGAGUUGACUUUCAUGGAGGGGGCAAUCAUUUAUGUUGUUAAGAAGAACGACGACGGCUGGUUUGAAGGCGUCUGCAGUGGCGUGACCGGCCUGUUCCCCGGCAACUAUGUGGAGAGCAUCAUGCACUACGCCGACUGAAGGGACCUCGUGGUAACAGUACCUUCUAUUUAUUCAGUCGCAUCAAAACCACUGAGACCGAUGAAAGCAAUCCGACUCCUGAGACUCACAUAAGAAAAAACAAAACAAAUGUUGAUAUGACAAUGUUUUCUCAUAUGGUUCAGAAAUAAAAAGGUGAUUAGUUUAUUUUGGUGUUUUAAGGGCAGUUGGGGGACAUUCUUGGAAUACGUAAAAAAUAAAUUUGUAAAGAAUUGAACUGCACACACGCCCAUGUGCUAAACUCGAACAUGACUGUCAUGUACCUGAAGGACGCCGGGAUGAAGAUUCUAAACAAAGUUGAAAUCAGCAUGUUGUUGAUCUUUGUGAACAGGCGUGUUAGAUUUUUUUAGGAAGAAAACAUGUUAACAUUAUGCGCACCUUCAGUUGAAGUGUUUGUACGGGCAGUUGUGUACAUAACACGAGCUGCACUUGGUUGGGUUUGUGUAAAAAUCAGUGAAUGCCGACGAUGUGGUAGUUUUCAUCCUCUGUAAGUCCAGAAAGUGCUGUGGAUGACUUGUUAAUAUCCCACAUCAAAAAGAAGCAGUUACUCCUGAAAGUCUCGGCAUUUAAGCAUGUAAAAAAUAAUUUUUUUUAAAGAAAUAAAUUGUAGCAUUAAUGUUAUCGCCAUUGUAUUGCAAAUAUAUAUACUUCUUAAAAAAAGCCUACACUGCUGAAAUUACUACAUUUGUUUAGACUUCCCCAAUCUUAUUUUCUAAUAUACAUUAAAAUGAAUU